AGUUCGUUGAUGGUAUAAAUUUUUUCAAAAAUUUCCAAUUCUCUUUGUUAUAAAAAAUUUAUAUUAUUAAAAAAAAAGUCUUUAAUCAGAAUAUAUACGGUGGAUCUGACAAACCUAAUGUCAAUAUAUCCGUCGUGCGGGAUCAGAGGAAAUCUAAUUAUCGAGCAAUCGAAGCUACAACCGACGAAGGCGACGCGCUCGCUAUGUAAAUGGGGAAUCUAAUGAGAGAAUACCCGCGAUAUUCUAACGAGAGAGGAUAGAAAAUGCCGCGUGCGCGAACGGAAGUGUUCGACCCGAUGAUGGAGAUAGAAAGACCGUCGCGGUGCAUCAGAUUUCUACGCUUGUUGUGGAAAUUCAGCAGAUGCGUCUUCUCCCACGUGACGCUCAUCUCCUUGGUAGUUGCUUAUUGUAUGAUCGGCGCGUACGCUUUCGAGGCACUGGAAGCGAAUCACGAAAAGGAGGUGAAGAAGAGCAUCAAGAGCAUACGUGAAAACGUUUCGGAAAAGCUAUGGAAAAUCACGAAGAAUUUCGACGUGUUGAUUCAGGACAAUUGGACGAGGAAGGCGUUGGAAGAGCUCAAGAACUUCGAGGAAAGCCUCCAGAUGAAAAUGAAGAUGGAAGGAUGGGACGGCGAGGAAGAGGGUAAUAUACAGUGGACAUUCGCCGGCGCUCUGUUCUAUUCCAUCAUCGUAAUCACGACAAUCGGAUACGGUCACAUUGCGCCGAAAACGAAAAAUGGAAAAGUGGUGACUAUUUUCUACGCCAUUCUCGGNAUUCCGCUCAUGUUGCUCUGCCUGUCGAAUAUCGGAGACGUGAUGGCGUCCAGUUUUAGAUUUUUAUAUUGGAAAGUGUGUUGCUAUGUGUGCACAAAACCGCCAAAAAAACGACGAGGGCGUAACACCUUUGUCAGAUCGUACUCCGUUCGUCAACCAGGACGAUAUGGAUCAAGCAAAGGCCCGUUUCGCCGAUCCAUCAGAGUGAGUCAACGAUCAGCUGAUUCGGCCUUGGGACUUUCCGAGAGUAUGACGAAGUCCUCGUACUCUGACACCGAUUGCAGAUAUAUGCAUCGACGAUUCGAAGGAACCGAGUCGAAAGUGUCAAGUGCUUACGCACCUUCCACGAAUCAUCCGAUGGAAACUAAGGCCGCGACUAUGCCGCGUUAUUCGGAUGUUCAGAUGGCCACUCCAAAAAGUGUAAGAGCCAGUUCCAGGAUAACGACGCAAUCGUUGGACAGAAAAUUGCUAAUGAGUCCGAACGAGGCUGAUCGCUCGCCGGUUUUGUGCAACAAAUAUGCGUUGGACGAUCUAGAGGACGAGAUGCUGAGAUGGCAGCCGCCGCCUCAAACUAAAGUCGAGAAUUCGGAGAGGCCGCGAAGCAACGGAACGACCGAGGAGCCGGAUAGCGCCGAAAAGCAAACUUCCUUCAAUCCCAGAUCCUUGCCGAGGAGAUGCCUCUCCGUUGAAGGCGCCACGACGAAUCACAGAACGAGUUUGACGUCGGGGCUACGACCGCCUUCGGUCUAUUUGGAAAUGGAACAUAUGAGAAGAUCGCAAUCCGGCAAGAGUAGUAGACGCAGCAGAAGCAAUUAUUCCGUCGCGCGCUCUUUUAAGCGGGGACCACCGUCGCCGAGGAUUAUGUCGCCGAUGGGAUUCGCCGUGCAUCGACAGGUUUACGUUGAUGAUAUCGAUUUGGACUACGAGUAUUAUGUCGCGGAUGAUCAGGAGAGACAACCAACCAAGCCCGUGCCCAUUUGGCUAUGCGUCUUCCUAGUUGUCAGCUACAUAAUCGGUGGCGCUUAUCUCUUCAGCAAGCGGGAAGACUGGUCGCUCCUCGAUUCGGCUUACUUCUGCUUCAUUACGUUGACUACCAUCGGUUUUGGCGACUUUGUGCCGGCGUACAAGCUGGACGCGCAGCAGGGCAUCGCCCUUUGUUCGCUCUACCUGCUAUUUGGAAUUGCCUUGCUGGCAAUGAGCUUUAAUCUGGUGCAGGAGGAGGUCAUCAACAACGUGAAGAGCGUCGCGAAGAGACUAGGUAUCAUCAAAGAGACCGACGACGAGGCGGAGGCCGAAGACUACGACGAAUACGACGCAGAGUACGAGGAUGAGGUCUAUGAAAACGAGCCCAAGCUAUGACUCUCUCUCUCUCUCUCUCUCUCUCUCGCGGUUUUCCAAGCUUACCAAUACGACGAGAUCGGGGACGCGCGGCGUCAUUCAUCAUCCCAGUCAUAGAUCCGUCACGAGAUCCGAAGUAUCUUUCUCGAUUCACAUCCAGAGUCGACGUACAAAUCAGUUCCACGAUACAUGAGUCACAUAAGCAGACUUGUGCGGAUCGAACUUCCGAUUGAAUAAUCUAUUUUUCUUCUUUUUGCACAAACUGUUUCAAGAAAAAAUCGUUACAAACAAGUAAAAUUGAAUUAUGAAUACGUUGAAAUUUUGCCGCGUUAUCAAUUAAAAUCAGUAGAUGAACGGAUUAAUGUUCGGCAACAAAAAAUUAACGAUUAUUGAAAUUAAAGUAUGGGGAUAUUUAUUAAAUGAUUAUUGCAAAAUUAUUGAAAAACGAUAAAUAUUAACUUUAUCACUGGAGAUUCGGCGCAUCGAGUCCGAUUUCUUGAAAGAUCUCAAUAAUCUUUUCUUUUUUACAGAUGUGUAAACUGUGGAUAAUGUAAGAGAAUUUUAAUUAUUUAGAAUUAUAAAAAAUUUCUGGCCUUUUCAGUCUUUACGUUAUUAAAAUUUUGACGUUAUUAAAAUAUAGAUAUACUGUUAAUUGUGCUAAUGGAACAAUAGCAGGGGAGAAACAGCGUCUUGUGAGCGUCACGAGGAAAAUACCGCUGCAUAUAUAUAUAUAUAUAUACAAAUCUGGGAAUUAGUUUCUACAAAAUGAAUAGAUGAACAAUCGCGGAAUGCAAUUAAAUUUGCAUAUAUAUUACAGUAGUAGCUUUAAUAUCUAGUCGAAUAUUUGCAUUUUGAAUAUUUUCCUUUUAAGUUUUGUUACUUUUCUUUGCAGUGAGAGACAUUUUACAAUUAUUAUACUAUUAUACAAAUAUGAUCGUAAGUAUUUUAUGUGUAUUUUUUAAUAUA
Molecule: messenger RNA, 3077 nt
Organism: Formica exsecta
Lineage: Eukaryota; Metazoa; Arthropoda; Insecta; Hymenoptera; Formicidae
Gene: galene
Exons: 13
Coding region: 264-2132 (622 amino acids)
Biological process (GO): potassium ion transmembrane transport; stabilization of membrane potential
Cellular component (GO): membrane
Molecular function (GO): potassium ion leak channel activity
Source: RefSeq, a predicted model, not a curated record